Messenger RNA from Cloeon dipterum, 3931 nucleotides. It is a transcript of the gene Ddr, whose product is annotated as discoidin domain-containing receptor 2. Gene Ontology annotation, biological process: protein phosphorylation; positive regulation of kinase activity; cell surface receptor protein tyrosine kinase signaling pathway. Gene Ontology annotation, molecular function: collagen binding; ATP binding; protein tyrosine kinase collagen receptor activity. Gene Ontology annotation, cellular component: plasma membrane; signaling receptor complex. Bases 321 to 3035 code for a protein of 904 amino acids. The record is from RefSeq and is a predicted model, not a curated record. Lineage: Eukaryota; Metazoa; Arthropoda; Insecta; Ephemeroptera; Baetidae. The transcript has 19 exons.
GAGUCGUGGACUACACACUCGAUUGUGCUCACUCCGCCUGCCUGCCGCACGCCGCGAACGGAUCGCUCGAUUGUGCCGAAAAAUAUAAAACACUCUCGUGCCACCAUUUAUUUGCAACGCCCUCACCUAGACGACUUAGAAUCAACAACCCCCAGUGAACAAAGAUUCGAGUUAGCAUCUGAAUCAAAAAAUUGAGCGUGAAAACAGGAUUUGAAGACGGAAAGGAAACCUCAGGCGAGUCUGGCGGCGCGGAAUGAAAUGAGCUAGCCUCGUGCACCCUCUGGCCGGCGCGGGCCCACAUCCCACGAUUCAGCAGGACCAUGCUCUCCUCCACGCUGCUGCUCCUUCUUUUCUACGCGCAUCUUCCUUUUUCUACGCAACUCGACCUCUCCCAGUGCAACAAUGCUCUGGGGAUGGAGGACGGUCGAAUCCCCGACUCGGACAUAUCAGCCAGUUCAGCCUACGACUCGGGCAGUGUUGGCCCGCAACAUGGAAGACUGCUUCAGGACAAAAAUGGUGGCGCGUGGUGUCCUCGGAACCAGAUCAAACGCGACUCGAACGAGUACCUGCAGGUGGAGCUGCACCGGCCGCACAUGGUGACGGCCACCAAGACGCAGGGCCGCUUCGGCAACGGCCACGGCCAGGAGUACGCCGAGGAGUUUGUCCUCGAAUACUGGCGCCCUGGCAUGAACUCGUGGCGCCGCUGGAGGAACCACAGCAGGAAAGAGACCCUGCCUGGAAACUCGAACACGUACACGGUGGAAGAGCAGCUCCUGGAGCCGCCAUUUUUGGCCACCAGACUGCGUUUUGUGCCUCAAAGCGUGCACGUCCGGACUGUGUGCAUGCGAGUUGAAAUCGUCGGAUGUCCUUGGACAGAGGGGCUGGUGAGCUACUCGAUGCCACAGGGUGAGCAGCGAGGGUCUGAAGUGGACCUGAGCGACCGGGCCUUCGACGGCAAGGACCAGGGCAGCUACCUGGAAAGCGGCCUCGGCCAGCUGACGGACGGACGUCUGGGUGCGGAUAAUUUUCGGGCAGAUACCAACGGACACGGUAAAGGCUACGAGUGGGUCGGCUGGAAAAACGAGAGUGGCGCCAGGCCGGUGGAGAUCGUGUUCGAGUUCGACGCCGUCAGGAACUUCUCGGCCGUCAUCCUGCACGCCAACAAUCUCUACACCAAAGACGUCCAGGUGUUUUCGCAAGCUCGAGUGUUUUUCAGCAUUGGCGGGCGGCACUACUCUGGCGAGCCGGUGCACUUCUCCUACGUGCCUGACCUGAUGAUUGAAAGGGCACGAAACGUGACGGUGAAGUUGCACGGCAGGAUCGGUCGUUUCGUCAAACUGCAGCUGUGGUUCGCCGCCAAGUGGAUCAUGCUCAGCGAAAUUACCUUCGACUCUGCUCCAGUUUCGAGUAACAUCACCGAGGAGGACUCUCAAGACUCGGGUCUGAUGCCCGUUAGCGAGUAUCCACUGCAGAGGGAUGAGGUUCAUCACGAACAGAGAGAAAUUGUAGACGAAGGCAAGGGGAAAAAAGAGUCUGGCAGCUACAUGGGGCCGGUGAUCGGGACGUUGAGCGCCGUGAUUUUGCUGCUGAUCGGCGCGAUCCUGUUCAUCGUGGUGCGGCACCGGCGGGGCAAGAACGCCACCUCCACCGUGCUGCCCAAGUUCAGCGACAAACGCACCAAAGUAAGCACUUCGGGCGCAAAAAGCACUCUGGACUUGACGUUUAUGGUUCCAAAGGACCUGGACAAGAACGGCGGCGGAAUGUACCACGAGCCUUACCACGUCGGCAUGUACUCCAACGGCCGCUACAGCGCCGUCAAGGGAGAAGUCAGCAGCCCUGAUUAUGCUGACGUGCAGAGCUGUGAGUACGCUGUGCCAUCGCACCACCUGGGCCCGACGAUAGAGACGCCGCCCCCGCCCUUCGCCACGGCCAGGCGGCCCUACUCCUUCCUCCCUGGCCCGCCCCAAAACCCACCCCCGACCGAGCAGUUCUACGCCGCCACCGAAAUUGUUCAGGGUGUGAACUCUGUUCACGCGGUGCCGCCGAGCAUGGGUGUGCAGUCAUGUGCCGCGGCCGCGGCGGUCGACACGAGCAGCUCGGCCGACGAGGAGGACGAGCUGGAGGCGUCCACUUCCCCUCUGCUGCUCGACUUCCCCAGGGACAAGCUGCGCGUGCUCGAGGACCUGGGCCAGGGCCGCUUCGGUCAGGUCCACCUCUGCGAAGCCGAGCAGGCCAACGAACACCGGCUCGUCGCCGUCAAGUGGCUCACGCCUGGCGCACCUGAAAGCACCAGGGCGGAGUUCGAGCGCGAAGCCGAGGUGUUGGCUCGUCUGCGGGACCCGAACCUGGCCAGGGUGGUGGGCGCGCGCCUCACCGAGGAACCUUUCUGCGUGGUGCUCGAGUACAGCGACUGCGGCGACCUCAACCAGUUCCUGCAGGACCACAUUUCAGAGACUACCACACCAGUGCCUGCCAGGGCCCAAACGUUAAGUUACGGCAGUCUGAUCUACAUGGCGACGCAAAUCGCUUCGGGCAUGAAGUACCUGGAGUCGCUCAACUUUGUGCACCGCGAUCUGGCCACCAGAAACUGCCUCGUUGGUCCUGGCUACUCAAUCAGAAUAUCAGACCUGGGCUCAGGUCGGGCGCUCUACUCAUCGGACUACGUGUCCCUGGAGGGCCAGCAGCCGUUGCCACUCAGGUGGAUGGCCUGGGAAAGUGUCUUGCUCGGAAAAUUCUCAAGUAAGAGCGACGUGUGGUCGUUCGCUGUGACCCUUUGGGAGGUGCUCACCUUCGCCAGGGAGCAGCCCUUCGAGGAGCUCAGUGACGCCAAGGUGCUCGAAAACCUGGCACACAUCUGUGAUGAUGAUGGCCACCAGAUGUAUCUGGAGCAGCCGAAGAACUGCCCAAAAGAGAUUUUCGACCUGAUGAGCGAGUGCUGGCAGACGUCUGCGAACGCGCGGCCCAACUUCCGCGAGAUCCACCUUUUCCUGCAGCGCAAGAACCUCGGCUACAAACCGACCAGCCCGAAAGCGUGAGACGGACGCUGAGACCAAACAGUUUUCUGAUCUCGACUGUGCGACACAUAAAGUGACAAUUUUACCGCUCUGACCUUCAUAGUGUGCUAAUAACAAUCAGAUUAUUUAGUUUCUAAGUGCUCUGACGACUCCCUUACACACUCGCCUUUUGCAGCAGUUCCGCUCUCACCUUCCGUUCUUAACUUUCUUUCUAAAUGUCAGGGCUGCCCUUUAAUUAUUUUUUAAAGUCUUACUAAUUUUUAUUUUUAUGAUUUUCUGCAUUGUCAUUAAUUUAUUUAAUAUUUUAACAUGAUUUUUUUUCUAAAUAAUUUGAAAGAUAAAUUAUAAAAUAUAAGACAAUCAACCGCAGAAAUUGUGUAAAGUGCGAAAUUUAAUUCCAUAACUCUGAAAAUGUUGUUUUAUUUUUAUUUUGAAGAUUUUAAUCGGCUUCUCAAUUUGCAACCUCAUUAUUUUUCUUGAAAAAACGUAACAAUUCACAUUUUUAGAAAUUUGCAUAAAAAAAUCGCAGCCCUGAUUUAAAAAUGUGUUUUUGUUUCCCCUUAUCUCUCCCCCCUCCCUCCCCUCUGUGUCAUCGCUGCUUUGUUGGAAAUCAAAAAGUCUUGUUAGAUCUAAGUCAUAACAACGAGAGAGCUGGCUGGCGUGCAGCCACGCUCGCCUGCAAAUUAACUCUGUCUAACAAAACUGACGCAUCGCUAAUAAUUGUAAAGGAAAUACUAUCGCUCUACAUGCAUAUAAACGCAGCAAGCAAUCAGUUUAAUUUUGUGAUAUCACCUCUUGAGGCAGUUUUCUAAAAUUCCGAGUCGAAUUCUUUGUUGGCCUUUCGUCCGACUCCGUUCGGCUGGCGGCUCUCUAUUCAACGCAGUGCAAUAAAUAAAGAUACAUCACGCAAAAAUGAA